UGUAUUCGGUUGAUAUGCUUACGAGAUGUUUGGUUAGAGCAAAAGAGCUGUGCUGAACUCAAACGGGGAAAAAAUUAAGAACAUCCCAUGUCAUUGUCAGGUGCUUCCCCCAUCCCAGUCCUACUGGAGAGGGCACAAGAGCGAGAUGCGAACAGAUGAACUGGGUCGACACUCAGCGACAGAGGCCUCUCAAGCCACCUUAGCCAGCGUAGUCCCUGUGUUUGCAGUGAUGAAAUUUGACAAGGAAGGAAAUAUUACCUCUUUUGAAAGAAAGAAAACAGAAUUGUACCAGGAACUGGGUCUUCAAGCUCGAGAUCUAAGAUUUCAGCAUCUAAUGAGCAUUGCAACUAGAAACAACAGGAUUAUCAUUAGAAUGGAGUUUUUGAAGGCUGUGGUAACACCAGAGUUUCUUCUGAUACUAGAUUAUCGCAGUUUAAAUAUGGAGCACUGGCUGUUCCAAGAACUUGCGUCUCAGCUGUCUGGAGACGGGCAGCUAGUUACAUAUUCCUUGCCCUUUGAAUUUAGAGCCAUAGAAGCAAUACUGCAAUAUUGGAUCAGCAAUCUGCAAGGGAGACUUAACGUUUUGCAACCUCAGAUCGUUGAGACGCUGGAAGCUCUAGUGGAUCCCAAGCUACUGUCUGUGGAUAGAAGUAAACUACACAUUUUGCUACAAAAUGGCAAGAGUUUGUCAGAAUUAGAAACAGAUCUUAAAGUUUUCAAAGAAACAAUCCUGAAAAUCUUAGAUGAAGAGGAAUUAAUAGAAGAGCUCUGUCUAACUAAAUGGACAGAUCCACAAGUAUUUGAGGAGAGCAUGUCUGGAAUUGACCAUGCAGAGGAAAUGGAGCUGCUGCUGGAGAAUUAUUACAGACAAGCCGAAGAUCUCGCUAAUGAAGCACGUGAACUCAGAGUAUUGAUUGAUGAUUCCGAAAGUAUCAUCUUCAUCAACCUGGACAGCCACCGUAAUGUGAUGAUGAGACUGAACUUACAGCUGACCAUGGGGACUUUUUCUCUCUCUCUUUUUGGACUGAUUGGAGUAGCCUUUGGUAUGAACUUGGAAUCCUCCUUUGAAGAGGACCACAGAGCAUUUUGGCUGGUGACCGGGAUUAUGUUUUUGGGAAGCGGCCUUAUCUGGCGGCGUUUGCUUUCAUUCCUUGGACGGCAUCUAGAACCUUCACUACCUCCCCAAGUGCCCACGUUGCUGAAAAAAACUCAUCCAACAGCUGGAAGGACUGAAGUAAAAAAUGACCUUAAAACAGAAGCCUUUAUGUCAAGCAGAAGCACGCUGACAAAUCGAUAGAACCGGAGAAAGCAACUGGCUUUUUUUGUUACAUGGAGAACUGUACACACACUUGCACAACUGUUUUCCCUAUAGUAAAAAUUAAGAAUUUUUAAACUCAUAGAAUGUCAAUCUAUAUCUUAUGCACAAAAAUGUUUUUAAAGUUGAUUUUUUAAUGGCACAAAAGUCAGUAAAUGCAGAGAGAAGAUUCCCAUAGGAUCCUUAAUUUUUUUCCUCAUGUGUUACACUAGAGGAUUUCGCUAGACUACAGCAUGAUGCACAGUUUGCAAUUUGAGGCUCGCACAGUUUGAGGUCUUCCAUCCAAGGACUGCUCAGGCCCAGCCUUCAUUAGUUAGCCGUUGACAAGAUUUCAGCCUAGGGCAGUAGAGCUAAAGAUAGAGACUAACAUUAAAAACAAAAACUGCUAUACCUCAAUAGGAACUGGUUUGAUUUUUUGAAAAUCAGGCUACUCAUUCAGGAGCUGAUAGCUGGAGUUAAGAGCCAAACUUUAGGCUUUUUUUUUUAAUGUAGGGUUGUUGUUUUUUUUCCUUUUUAGUUUUUCAAGGUUGCAUUCACUCUCUAGAGAAUAGGAUACCAGAAGCUGGAAUCAAACUCACAUUUCUUGCAGAGCACUAGACCGGCACAGCCAGACCAACAAAUACAGAAAACUGCUUUGUUUCUGUUACAUGAAAAAUAAACAAGUUUUGAAUGUCCAGUGCUCACCUGUUCAAAGACUAAUCAGGCCCAAAUGGGUUUUUAAAAUCAGAACAGCAGGCCCUUUCAGACUGGUAGCAGAUGCACGUUUCAAGCAUGCAACCACUGCCCUUUCAGUUGUAACUGACUAGAUGUAUUUACACGUGUAGUAUAACACUUCCUUAUUCGAUUAGUAAGAACUUACCUUAGGGCCUGAUCCAAUUCCCAUUUGAAAAAGAAAAGUCAGACUUUUUUCCUCACCUGACUUGUUUUCUUUUAUCUCUUUCUGAAGACAUAGAUGGCCGGGAUCAUGAAGCAUACUGCAGUUGUCUUGCAGCUGGUUUCAUUACUACACAUGGUGGAUGAGAUUAGGGGCAAAUGUGGGGUGAAAUCUGUCUGCAGGUCAGGGGAAUGGGAGGUAGUAGCAAAGUUACAUAACUAUCAAAGAAGUGCUGAUUUGAUUCCUGCGAUGGUGGAAGAGUUAAAUACCUGCUACUUCCACCCACCUGCUAUUUGCAUCUCCUGAGGGCCUUACCCCACUGUGCAGAGUGACUGUAAAACCCUUCUAGAUCAGAAUGGGCACACUUACACCUGUGCCAAGUACAGUAAGGUAGCUCUUUAGCCAGCAACUUAAACAUUGUGUAAACCACUGCCCACCUGACAGGCUGAAAAAUUUAUUGUAGCAGCAAAAGCGUAAUUAAGUGCUCAGGUGAACAGAAAAUGGAAACGAGAGAGUUCAGAAAUUGUUAUACUUCUGCAAGCCUGUGGUCUUUCCAAAGUAAAAUCCUGUGUGGCAUCUAAUGAUUAUCAACUAACUGAUUUAACUUUGUGUAUCCUUACACUUCCAAAGCAUAGCAUCUUACAGGAUAAUGCACUGUUCUUUCUCUGUAUUCUACUAGAUAGUAGGGGAUUGGAUGGCAGUUGAAAUCCCCAGUGGCCAAGUCAUUACCAUCUAUUGGUUGUCAAAUGACCUUUAGGAAGUGUUUUGGUCUUGAUCCAGCUCCUAGUGGGGAAACUGUUCACAAUAUGUAACAGUUGAGAACUAAUGUUGGCAUACCCAGAGAGGGCAAGGAGUGAAUGGGUAUGGAUACUGAGGUUCUGACUCAGGAAAUGAUCCCUUCAGGCCAGGGUUUUGAAAUACAUUGACAGGGCUAUUGGAAAAACUUGCAUUGUUGCUUCCCCAGCUGUAUUUUCCUUGCAGCUACAGGGCAUUAUUUUGACUCCUUUCAUCUGUACUUAAUUGACUUUUAUGUAUAUUAAAAGCAUUUAAAAUAAGACCACUAGUUCUUUUACAGGGCUGCAUCUAUGUCAUGGGAGUUACCUAAGUCCAGAAAACCAUUGGACGUUUAACACCAGGCUCAUUCACACUGCAAAAUGUAGGUGUGGUAACAGAAUUCUGAGCUCAGAAGUGAGAAACUGAAGCCUGUGGUGGUUGAUAAGGUUUUGAGUGAAAUUGCCACUGAACCAGACCCAUGAACCCCACUAUCAACUGAUUAAGAGUUUGCAUUAAGUGUAGUUGACAAAGCUGCACUUUGUUUAUAAUACCCAGGACUCACAAAUAAAAUGCCAACCGGUUUUAUCCUUGUGUUUGGCAAAUUGACCUCUUUGGUUUUGCUGACUUAACAGUAAGAGGAGUCUGUUCAGCUUGGAUAAACUUCACUCAUUUUCUUUACAACACAAUUGACCGAAAAAAGCCUAGUGUUUUCUAGGGCUGAGGGUGAAGAACGUAAAUAAGGCAAUCCCCAGCUUGUCAGUCUGCCUCCUACAAUCACUUGGGCUCUCCUCCACCUGACUACUUCUAUCAGGCUUGUUGAUGACUGGGAUGUCCUUUCAAAAGUGGCAAGUGCAGGAUGGCUUGGGAUCCUAACAGGGAAGGUGUUAAGAGCAAGAGUCAAUAAGGAAAAAGGUAAAAUAAUGACCUAUGGGAGGGAAAGUGCACUGCGUUCAGCUCACCCACCCUGAUGCCUUCUAGUUCUCCAGCUACUCCUCGAUUUCCAUCACUUAUCCAGAGAGCAUUUUAAAGGGUGGGUGUCAUUUUCUUUUCCUAUUUUAUCAGAACAAAUUCCAAACAGUUGCUGGUUGAAACGUGCAGCACAACAUGCUCUCUUCCUAUUUAUCUCCACAGAGUCCUUGUUUAAGUACUUUCUCCUCUUCUCCCUCCCACCCCAUCUCUUCAUUUAUGCUGUCCAGCUAGCUGGUUCUUGCUAGCUCUGAUGUUUAUUGCUUUAUUUAGGCAGGUUAAAACAAUUAUGCCCAGUAUGGAUGCCAUGGCAAAUGAUGAUGUAGUAAAAACAGAAAAGCAUAAAUCUAAAAUUCAGCUUUUAAUCUUCUGUUUUAAAGCUAGAAUUAUCAAGAGCUGGAAGAGUCUUUAAAACUGCCUCCUGAAAACACUGAGAAAGUAGGAAAGAUUUUUGCCUUAUGUAUAUUUUCCAAAGAGGAUGAUUACUGUUUAAAAUGCUCCAGUACUUUGCUACUUGCUUGUAA
Molecule: messenger RNA, 4453 nt
Organism: Mauremys reevesii (Reeves's turtle)
Lineage: Eukaryota; Metazoa; Chordata; Testudines; Geoemydidae
Gene: MRS2
Product: magnesium transporter MRS2
Exons: 11
Coding region: 146-1297 (383 amino acids)
Biological process (GO): mitochondrial magnesium ion transmembrane transport
Cellular component (GO): mitochondrial inner membrane
Molecular function (GO): magnesium ion transmembrane transporter activity
Source: RefSeq, a predicted model, not a curated record